This is a messenger RNA of Phoenix dactylifera (date palm), 808 nucleotides long. NCBI's taxonomy places the organism in Eukaryota, Viridiplantae, Streptophyta, Magnoliopsida, Arecales, Arecaceae. The record is from RefSeq and is a predicted model, not a curated record.
AUGGGUGCUUCCGUACUCGAGGCGUCAGGCUUCGGCGCAAACUCUCAGGAUAAUGGAUGCACGACAAGCCCUCCCGGCUUGGGGGUCGAGCUCGGUGGGAGCUUCGGUGAUGGCGACGCUCUACAGAAAAAUGACGUCGCGAGCGGCAUCCUGAGGACUCAUGCUCGUGAGGAGGGAGUAGAGGUUGAUCUUCUACUUGCUGUAGGCCUUGGACGGCCGCAAAAAGUACAGAAGGGAAAAGAGAAGAAAACGGAACAGCCAAUUACCCGAUCCUCCCGUGCCGGACUUAAGUUUCCUGUCGGCAGGAUACAUAAAAUGCUAAAAGGUGGCGCAGCUGAAAAUUGCCGCGUUGCAGCCACGGCAGCUGUAUACAUGGCUGCCGUUCUUGAGUACCUCACAGCAGAGGUUUUGGAGCUCUCCGGCGGGGUGAGCAAAGACCAGAAGGUGGGACGCAUCACCCCUCGUCAUUUACAACUAGGGAUCCGAGGGGACGAGGAGCUCGACACCCUCGUCAAGGGCACCAUUGCUAGUGGAGGCGUCAUCCCUCACAUCCAUCUGGCCCUGAUAAAGAAGUCAUCUAAGAAAUGAGGACAUAAACGAUGACUUGUUCCAUUGGAUUAUGCGAACUAUGAGCUAUAUUUUGGCACUUCAUGGAGACUUGUUCUCUCUCUCAUUCUGUUUGAACUUUGAACCAUGAAGUAGUACUUGUUAGGACAUGCUUUGAUGAUUAUGAUCUUUCUGACCUAUUUUACAUGAAUGUUUAUGGCAUGCAGUUAAUGUAUGAUCUGAGCUUCAGUAGUAUUUGUUC